AUGGAAACAACAGACACAGAGCUGGUGUUUGUCUGGGUGGAAACUGGGGCAGUGACAUCCUGGGAUGACAUGGAGAAGGUUUGGAGGCACCUGUAUGAGCAAGAACUCAGAAUGAAGGUGAGUGAGAGGCCAGCCCUGCUGAGCCAGACCCCCUCAGUGCUUUGUGCCAUCAGGAACAGGAGGGUGCCCCCGUCCCUCUGUGCAAGUGCCCACAGGGAUGUACAGGAGAAGCUGUGCUCUACUGCCUUAGAUCCCUGCCAAAAUAUACAGGAAAAGCCUGAAAAGCUUGUGUGUGAGCACAUUCUCCCUGAUGGAGGGGCUGUCAAGAUUGACCCUUUCCCAAGGUUUCAAGGAGAGGCUGCUGAAGAAGCUCCUGGCAGGAGUUCCCAGCACAACUCAUGUCCAGGCUGGAUGUGCUCCCUGUGGAUUGGUGCUUCCAUGCUUGGCAGCUUAAGAGCAUUUAGGAAUAUGUGGAUUACCAGGGGAGACUAUAAUGAGGUUGGACCAACAGUACUCCUGAGAAAAUGCUUUUGA
This is a messenger RNA of Corapipo altera (White-ruffed manakin), 534 nucleotides long. It is a transcript of the gene ACTRT2, whose product is annotated as actin related protein T2. Bases 1 to 534 code for a protein of 177 amino acids. The transcript is spliced from 4 exons. The record is from RefSeq and is a predicted model, not a curated record. NCBI's taxonomy places the organism in Eukaryota, Metazoa, Chordata, Aves, Passeriformes, Pipridae.